AUGAAAUUGUAACAUAUGUUUGAUGUAAAAUUCAUUAGCCUUGAGCUUUUAGAAAGUUAACAGUAACACACUCCUGAUUGCAGAGCACAAGUUUCUUAUCCAUGGCUUCCAAUCCGACUACUCAACCUUUCUCUACUGGAAAAUGUGUAACACUAAGCUCAAGCUUAGUUCUAGCAGCUUUAGUUGCUCUCACAGUACAAGUCUUCUACUUCUCACCCAUAGAUCCAGUUUUGCUUGACAUAACCCCUGCACCUUCAACCAAAAACAACAAAUUACAGAAUGUCAGUAAGCUUGGAGAAGGACUUCUGAAACAACCAGAAGAUGUUUGCUUUGAUGAAGAGGGUACUCUCUAUACAGCUACUCGAGAUGGUUGGAUUAAAAGACUGCGCAGGAAUGGAAAUUGGGAGAAUUGGAAGCAUAUAGAUAGUCAUGCUUUGCUUGGGAUAACAGCAGCAAAAGAUGGGGGUCUCAUUGUGUGUGAUGCUAACAAGGGUUUGCUAAAGGUUACAGAAGAGGGUUUCAGUGUUCUCACUACACAAGUAAAUGGUUCUCCAAUGAGGUUCGCAGAUGAUGUGAUAGAAGCAUCAGAUGGAGAUAUAUAUUUCAGUGAUGCCAGUACCAAAUUUGGUUUUGGUAACUGGUAUCUGGAAAUGCUAGAGGCCAGACCUCAUGGACGAGUUCUCAAAUACAACCCUGUAUCAAAUGAGACAACUAUUGUCCUUGAUAACUUGGCCUUUGCCAAUGGUGUUGCUCUCUCUAAAGAUCAAGAUUAUCUUGUGGUCUGCGAAACUUGGAAGUUCAGAUGUACGAGGCAUUGGCUAAAAGGAGCAAACAAAGGCAAAACAGAUAUUUUCAUAGAAAACCUCCCAGGUGCACCUGAUAACAUUAAUCUAGCUCCUGAUGGCUCUUUCUGGAUUGCUUUACUUCAGAUUACUUCUGAAGGACUGGGGUUUGUGCACACCUCCAAGGUAUCCAAGCACGUGGUAGCUUCAUUUCCAUGGCUAUUUAACUUGGUCAACGGUGCAAGAAAAUCAGCAAUGGUGGCGAAUGUGGCAACAGACGGCAAGAUACUCAGAACGUUUGAUGAUAGUGAGGGGAAGGUGCUAAGUAUGGUUACUUCAGCCGUGGAGUUUGAGGACCAUCUUUACUUAGGUAGUCUUAAUACCAAUUUUGUUGGAAAAUUAUCACUCCACAGUGCACAAAACCAGUGAAGUUCAACUCUAAUUCAAUAAGGGGUGUUUCUCUGCUUGAACCAAGCAAUAAAAGCAUCUUCUGAUAUGUAUGAUUCUGGUGAAGUCCAUCUAGGAUAUUGUCCCUAUUGCGCAAAUAUGUUGUUCAUUUUGUGUCUCUGCCUGCAUCAAGCAAGAAAAACUUAUUUUGGUAUGUUUCAUUUACUAAUGUGUUCAUUUUGAAA
Lotus japonicus is the source of this 1414-nucleotide messenger RNA. RefSeq names its product protein STRICTOSIDINE SYNTHASE-LIKE 4-like. The transcript is spliced from 6 exons. Bases 102 to 1211 code for a protein of 369 amino acids. The record is from RefSeq and is a predicted model, not a curated record. Lineage: Eukaryota; Viridiplantae; Streptophyta; Magnoliopsida; Fabales; Fabaceae. Gene Ontology annotation, molecular function: strictosidine synthase activity. Gene Ontology annotation, biological process: biosynthetic process.